AUGUCGUCUUCACCAACUUCCCCGCGGUUCGCGUUCAGAACCUCCUGGCAUGACCAAAUCCGUGAGACAGGGGCUGUCGAUCGUCUCAAAGAGGGACGCUACGAUCAGUUCCCGCUCCAACAGGCCCAGGCCUUGACAAACAACAUCCUGGCCAACAGCGUCCUAGGCAACGGCUUCAACGUUCUUGGAAACUCGUUCUUCAAUCGUGGAGUAACACCUGGAACUCUGGACGCCGAUAUCUUGCUGGUCAGCAAGUUGGAUCCCUUCAGAAACGAAAGCUUUGCACUCGAGGCUGGAGUCCUUGCUUGUUUCCAUGCCUUUUCACACGAGGGCGCCCGUGGCCAGGUGCGGGAGGCACUUAGAAGAUGCGAGAUUCCUGGUCCUUUUUUCCUACACCAGGCCCGAGCCUACCUCCAGUUUCUGAUCCUGGCAAGCGAUAUACGACACGAAUUUGUCCCUAACGAAGUACCCGUUCUUGCCAAGGCUCUCUUCAAUCUAGUCAAAGAACGCGAACCAGAAGAACCCUUCCCAGCGAUCUUAGGGCAUCUCCACCAUAUUGGAAAAGAGUCCCUCGACGACUACCUCCCACUGCACUUGGUCGAAAUGAUGCUGUGCUACGCCGACUACAAGGAGAAACUCCGAAUCAAGCUAAACGAAUUAAAAGACUCUUGCCAAUGGCAUUCUGCAUACAGGCUGGUGGCCGGGGCAAGUCAACUGGCAUUCCUCCCUGCCAAAGCCCUACUCCGCUACGCAUUGCCUGAUAGAAACUGGUGGAUGCCGUGGCAACCCAACCUCGAUAGGAUCCGUGAAUGGGAGACACGGCUCUCUGAGAAAGAUCGAUAUCGACUUGUUGUGGUUUUGGAUCUGGAGGGACCAGAUACUACAGGGGGGCAACAGCGUCAUCUUCUACGACACUCAUGCUGUGGCAUUUUUAGCCCGGCUGCCGACACUUUACCCCUAAAAAACGGUCGACAUAUAAUGGACAGUCUCAUGACUGUUGUCGAUCGUGCCAUCGCCCGAGGCUCCGAGGCUAUUGGACUUAUCGUCACUAUGUGCAUCAAGCCUCGAAGGGUUGAUUGGCAAACUAUUGAGCGGAUCGAGGCAGCCUUGGAGCUACGAUCUCCAGAUGACAUCCGUGCAUUGAACACCUACGUACGAGCCUUUGAAAAGGGAGACCUGUCUGGCAAGGUUCAGGCUUGCACUGAUUUUCUCAACACAGUCACGGCUGCACCUCAACUACGAAACCUCUAUGGUAGCCCGAGAGAUCUUGCCGGUCCGGGAUGCCACGUCUUCAUGGAAGCGGUGGAAUACCUAUACAGACAGCUCUGUGAACGGCAAGCCAGCGAGAGAUUCGCCCUUGCCACGGGUGGUCUUGGCCGUGCCCUUGCUUCUGCUACAUGGCUUCAUGAGCUUUGGGAUGACGUCUUCGUCGAGGGUUUGAAAGGGGUGCCCAGCGAUCACUACAUCUCGAAUGCGUUUCACCUCCUUCGCACUGCGUCAGAGGUUGAAUAUCCUAUUCACCGUGACGACCUUGCGUAUUGCUUGUGUCUCUCAAAACGCGAAGAUGCCGCUGCGGCAGAUGUUACACGCUCCUCUCGCCUUGGUGAUGACCUUAUCCGGUCGAUCCCUCUUGAUACCGACCGCGGUCUGCUUCGAGACAAGUUGUGUCGAGAGGUUCGCGAGGGAUUUAGCCCAGAUGAGGCGAUGGCAUGUGUGAAUCAGAGCAAAAAGGAGCAUCCCAGCUUCGUCAAGAAAAUACGCGAGCUCAUCACCCAAGAAAACAACGACAUGUUGUGCGUCAACAUGGCAUGGUAUCUGAGCCGGAAUCACAACAUCCCCAACGCAAAGCGUCCAGCCGAGUGUUGGCGACAGCUUCUCAUGCACAAAAUGCGGCAGAGAUCCCCCGGGCUUCUCGAACGAGUCGGUGACGCUCUUCCCACGUCCAAGUUGUGGGUAGACUGGCAGACUCACCUACGGUGGCUGUACCAAGACAGACACUACGAUCCAGAGGGGGGACUUGGGUUCACGCCUGAAAAGUUCAAUGCGGUUACGGUUCGCAAGAUGGGGGGGCUUGGGAGGUCAGUGAGCAUGAGCACAAGCUCGACGGGGAGCAGUGGAGGAUAUCCGUAUUUCGGGAGAGAUUUUGGUAGGGACUAA
Messenger RNA from Fusarium falciforme, 2157 nucleotides. RefSeq lists its product as hypothetical. The record is from RefSeq and is a predicted model, not a curated record. Bases 1 to 2157 code for a protein of 718 amino acids. Lineage: Eukaryota; Fungi; Ascomycota; Sordariomycetes; Hypocreales; Nectriaceae. The transcript has a single exon.